This is a messenger RNA of Anthonomus grandis grandis, 1606 nucleotides long. Its product is annotated as lysosomal acid glucosylceramidase-like. Gene Ontology annotation, biological process: glucosylceramide catabolic process. Bases 20 to 1564 code for a protein of 514 amino acids. The transcript has 8 exons. Gene Ontology annotation, molecular function: glucosylceramidase activity. The record is from RefSeq and is a predicted model, not a curated record. Lineage: Eukaryota; Metazoa; Arthropoda; Insecta; Coleoptera; Curculionidae.
GAUAGUUAGAAAUAGAAUUAUGGGAAAAGUAGGUUAUUUUGCAAUUUUCCUGGCAUUUAUUGCCACGGUACAGUCUCAAUCUUGUAAUAGUCGUACUGUCGAUUACGGUAUAGUAUGCGUUUGUAAUGCUUCUUACUGUGACACUGUACCCGCUCUCGAAGAACUUUCAAGUGGACAGUACCAGCUUUAUACUACUAGCAAAAAUAAUGCAGGAUUUUCAACUUCUAUCGGUACUUUUUCAAAUGCGACAGAUUCAGCUUCGGUCACUGUAACAGUUUCAAAUCUAAGUAGUACUCAUCAGACCAUAAUUGGCUUUGGAGGAGCAUUUACUGAUGCCACCGGAAUAAAUAUCGUAAUUUUAUCUGAAGCAGCACAAGAGCAUCUGCUGCAAUCUUAUUAUGGGGAGAACGGGAUUCAGUAUAGUAUAGGAAGAGUACCGAUUGGAGGUACUGAUUACUCUACUAGGGGGUAUACCUAUUGUGAUAACGAAGAUGAGACUUUGGAAUCUUUUGCUUUACAAGAGGAAGACUUCAAUUAUAAGAUUCCAAUUAUCCAAAGGGCCCUAGAGCUACGUAAUGGCCAGGAAAACCUUUUGCUGUAUGCCUCCGUAUGGUCUGCACCUUUAUGGAUGAAAACCAACGAUGCGUAUAGUGGUAAGGGAAAAGUCCAAACAAAAUAUCUUGAAUUGUGGGCACAAUAUUUUCUAAAGUUCUUCGAUGCUUACGCAGAAAACGAUAUUAGUUUUUGGGGCGUAACCACCCAAAACGAACCAGAGAAUGGUAUAACGGGUAUAGUCAUUCCUAAUAACGGUUUUACAGCCCCUGAGAUGGCAGAUUGGAUUAAGAAUUAUAUGGGGCCGGCAAUCAGAAACUCUUCAUACAGCAGUUUAAAAAUAAUAGCUCAUGACGAUAAUCGCGCAUUACUACCUGUUUUAAGCGAGGUUGUGCUAUCCGACGAUGAUGCAUUGCACUAUAUUGAUGGAAUUGGUCUUCAUUGGUACACUGACUUUAUAACACCAGCUACUGUUUUAAACAUGGCAUCAAGUAGCAAAAAGGAAUUAUUUAGGCUUUCCACUGAAGCUUGUACAGGAUAUUUUGCAAUAGAGGGCUUAGAUAUACCAAUAAGAUUGGGUAGCUGGGAUCGUGGACAAGAUUAUAUAUCCAGCAUAAUGACGCAUCUGGAAUAUGAUUUUAUUGGUUGGACUGAUUGGAACAUGGCCUUAAAUACGACAGGCGGUCCUAACUAUAUAGACAAUCCGGUUGAUUCACCAAUAAUAGUGAACGCAACCAGUGACGAAUUCUAUAAGCAACCAAUGUUUUAUGGUCUUGGUCACUUCUCUAAAUUUAUAGUUCCUGGUUCCGUUCGCAUCGAUAUUGAAUUAUCUGGACUUAAUACGCUAUAUAAUAUACACGCGUUGGCAUUUUUGAGGCCCGAUGGAAAAGUCGCCGUCGUUUUAAAUAACAGGUCAGGCAGCAGCAAAACCAUAAAAGUUAAUAUCUUGGGUUCCACGCAGAUUUUAUCUUUAGAUGGCAACUCUCUAAAUACCCUUUUAUAUACUGUAUAAAUGUUUUUGGUGAAAAAUAAAAAAUAAUAUUUGUUUUCAUUA